AUGGGAGGCAAGAAAGCUGCGGGCGAGAACUCCAAGAAGGCUGCCGGCAACGCUCGCAAGGCCGAAGCUGCCGCAUCAAAGAAGGCCGUUGAAGAUUCGAAGCGCGCCGCCGAGGAGGAUAGGGAGUGGUCUAAGGGAUCCAAGAGCAACGCAAAGAAGGACGACGCCGAAGCCAAGAAAGCUGAAGCUGCCCGCAAGAAGGCUGAACGUGAUGCCCUCCUAGCCGAAGAAGAAGCCUCCCAGCCAUCCAAGGCCAAGGGUGCCGGCGCAAAGACGGCGCAGAAGAAGACCCGCGGCCUCGAUCUUUCACAACUCGAUGACUCUUUCUCCAGCAAGAAGGGCUCUGCCCUGAACGCUUCUGGUAUCGACAAUGCGCUAGACGCCCUGUCCCUGACGAACAAGGAUACUUCUAAGGUUGAGCGUCACCCCGAGCGACGAUUCAAGGCGGCAUAUGCGGCGUUCGAGGCCCGUCGUCUACCGGAGAUUGAACAAGAGAACCCCGGUCUGCGCCGACAGCAGCGUGUUGACCUGUGCCGGAAGGAGUUUGAAAAGAGCGAAGAGAAUCCUUUCAACCAGGUGCACGUUGCGGUCAACGCCACCAAGGAGGAGAUUGCCCAGGUUCGGGACUCGGAGCGCAAGAAGACGGAGACUCGCCUGACCAGAUAA
Penicillium cataractarum is the source of this 666-nucleotide messenger RNA. RefSeq names its product DUF1014 domain protein. The transcript has 3 exons. Gene Ontology annotation, biological process: transcription by RNA polymerase II. Gene Ontology annotation, cellular component: nucleus. Gene Ontology annotation, molecular function: transcription coactivator activity. NCBI's taxonomy places the organism in Eukaryota, Fungi, Ascomycota, Eurotiomycetes, Eurotiales, Aspergillaceae. Bases 1 to 666 code for a protein of 221 amino acids. The record is from RefSeq and is a predicted model, not a curated record.